AUGAUGUCUUCUCGCCACGCUCCCGAUUCCGCACCUACUCCGCCUCUCGAUCCAACCUUUGGCAUCGAGAUCGAAUGCAUUCUCUUGGAUGUGUCUUCGGGUAACGAGAGGCACGAGCGUGCCGCACGCCAGUAUCUUGCGCAGACGGCUGUACACGCAGCACUCUCUCGUGCGACUACAGCGCAAUGCGCUAGGUGCGGAGAAAAGUACAAAUACACUCUUCCACUCAAUGAGCCGACCCACUAUAGGCUCAAGGUCACCCCGGAACACAGCCGCUGGACGGUUUCCUACGACCAAAGUCUGAGACUCUCGCCGGAUGAGAGGAUCAUCAUGGGCGCUAGUCCCAUUGCUGACGAUGCCGUCUGGUCACCAACACCAGCCGAACUUGCCAUUGAGAUCAACAGCCGAGUGCUCUCGUGGAACGUUGACACUUCUGAGCCGGAGCACGAAAAGCAUACACACCGGAUCUCCGCCGACGAUGAGGUGAGACUUGUCUACCGCUUGUUGAAUGAAGACUUUGUGAAUAACGACAGUGCAGCAUACAAGAUGCUAACAAAUCCGUCGUGCAGCACGCACGUUCACAUCGGCAAUGGCAAGAACGGCUUCCGCGUGCCCACGGUCAAGAACAUUGUCUCCACCGUCUUGGCCUGCGAGCGACCUCUGGACACUAUCCAUUCCGUUGAUCGGAUCGGAGGGCGCAAUGGCGAAGGCAAGGUCAACCCGUCACCUUACAACAAUCCCUGGUCGGCGCAUAUGAUGGAACUGGUUCUGCGACCCGCUAAUCCAAGUCGUUUCCCAUGCAUUGAGUUCCCCAAAAACGCUGCUCUGGAGCAAGCGGCCAAACAAUUCGAUGUCCCUUCUUGGCUGACUAUCAUUGGAUGUACUAAUGGCGUUGACGACCUGAAAGCUUGUCAGCAUCAGUACGGGCAUCAUUCGACGGUCAAUCUGGACAAUCUGCGGGAUGAAAACAACUUGCAAUCCUCCCACCAUUUCUUACAGACCAUUGAAUUCCGUCAGCACGCCGGAACAUUGUCUGCUGACAAAAUCAUGGCGUGGGUUGAGGUGGUCGUCAAGAUGGCUGAAUUCGCUGACUCUCACACAGAGCAACAGAUCACAGAUCUUUGCAAUGGCGAUUGGGCAGCAGAUGAUCACAACAUUCACCGCCUACUGCUGAGGAUCGGCGUUUCCCAAACGACUCGUGAACAUUACGCCUCUCGUGCGAAUGGCGGCGACAGCAAGAAGGGCACCGCAGAGCAACAGUCGGACUCGCCAGACCCGUUGACCCGCCGCGAAAGAGUGGACGCAGUCCUCACUCAUGCCCGUGGAGUCGAAAAUCGGAAUGCAUCUCCAGCCAACAUCCUACGCAGGAUCCGCGAAAAGUUCUUCAGUGGCUGCUACGGCCAGUUCAGCCGAGAUCUAGUCGAAAAGCUGCGAGCGUCCAAAACGCUCACGGGCGAUGAGGAGGACCAGCUGGAGAAGCUGACGAUCGGCUGGAGGCCCGAGGGAAUGACUGAAGACGACUCUUGA
Zymoseptoria tritici IPO323 is the source of this 1527-nucleotide messenger RNA. RefSeq lists its product as uncharacterized. The transcript has a single exon. The record is from RefSeq and is a predicted model, not a curated record. Lineage: Eukaryota; Fungi; Ascomycota; Dothideomycetes; Mycosphaerellales; Mycosphaerellaceae. Bases 1 to 1527 code for a protein of 508 amino acids.